UUCAUCAUCGCCCAGCUACCUCCAGCUAGCCGUCGUGGACGUCCCUCCCGCUAUCCGCUCAUGCCUCGUUACUAGACGGGGGCUUAGCUACGCCCUCCUUGAUUAGUGCAAACUCGUCUGUUCUAGCACCCGUUGGGCAUUCACUGCACCGUGUAUAUACUUUGCUGGAUACCGGAGAUCCAACACUGCGUACGGGUUUGCGCCCGGCCAAUUUCUCUGCACCCAUUCGCAUCCGCCGAUCUCUGCUACGGGCCGUGUCGUUGCUCAGGAUAUUGGAUAACAAGCUAGAUACGUCCUGAUUUACUCCUCUCUUCGUGUCAACAUGCCCGCGGAUUAUUCAUCCACCGCCCGGGCGCUUUCCGUCUCAACGUCGUCCCCCGAACCUUUGUCCCCGUCAGAGGACGAUGCCUAUCCGCCUUGGAGCCGGCGAGCACCUGGCAGGCGGAACUCCGCCAGUCUUUCCGGCGGGCGAACCGCUACUCUCCGGGAUCAACUCAUAGACCGAGGGACUCAGAUGUUGCACCGCAUUCGGGAAGCAUGGCGCAAGAUGAAUUUUUGGCAAAGAGUCGGGGCGGUGGCCGCUAUCCUAUUGGCCAAUCUUCUUGGAAUCGGCUUUCUGGUCUUCACCGGCAAGGUGUUUAUUUGGAUUCAGCCCGUUGCUGCACAAUGGGAGAAGUCUUCUCUAGCGUACUUUGUUCUGUGGUUGUGUGUGUUCUUUGUCUCCUUUCCGCCCUUGGUUGGAUGGUCCACCUUUGGAACUGUCGCGGGAUACCUCUUUGGAGUCUGGAAGGGAUGGCUUCUUUAUGCUUCGGCGACCGUCCUCGGGUCGACUUGCUCUUUCAUUGUGUCUCGGACGAUUCUGUCCAAAUUUGUCCGCCGCCUGACGGAACGCGAUACCCGAUUCGCGGCUCUGUCGUUGACACUCAAGUAUGAUGGGCUCAAACUGCUGUGUAUGAUCCGCCUGUGCCCUCUGCCCUACUCGGUAUGCAAUGGGGCGGUCUCAACCUUCCCCACGGUGAGCCCGUUGAUGUAUGGGCUGGCCACAGCGCUCAUUUCUCCCAAACUGCUCGUCCCGGCUUUCAUUGGCAACCGGUUGCGUGUACUGUCGGAAAAUAAUGAGGAGAUGAGUGCGGGCUCGAAGGCCGUCAAUAUUUGCAGCAUCAUUGUUUCGAUAUCGAUUGGAAUUUUCACUGGUCUAUAUAUCUAUCGAAGAACUUUGGCCCGGGCCAAAGAGUUAGAAGCCAAGGAAAGGGAGGACAUCCGGCACUCGCUCCAGGCUGACCACGCAGCCCGUCGUCCCCAUGGUGCAUUCUCCGAGGACCCGGAUGUUGACAUCGCGGCCACCACCCUUGCGCGCGACGAAGAAGCACAGAUCGGAUUCACCGAUCUCGACGACGACCACGUGGACCUCGCGAUUGACGACGAGAGCGGCAGUGAGACCUCCCCCCACCGUACCAAAGCCACACCGUAUCGUGACGAGUUUACCGACAAUGAUUCAGAUAUCUUCCGGGACGGAGACGGGGCCAGUGAGGAGAUGUAUACCCUCCAUACACACAUGCGGAAGCCUUAGGGUCCCUAGGUCAACCUGGCCAGUUGAUGGACCUGGGAGCCUACGUGAUAGAAACUGCUCUUACGAGUGAUGACAGCGACCCUGCUGGAUGGGCAUGACGGUUUAUGGAUAACCUUUGGU
Aspergillus sclerotioniger CBS 115572 is the source of this 1690-nucleotide messenger RNA. RefSeq names its product TVP38/TMEM64 family protein. The record is from RefSeq and is a predicted model, not a curated record. Gene Ontology annotation, biological process: mitotic spindle elongation; vesicle-mediated transport. Gene Ontology annotation, cellular component: Golgi membrane. Bases 323 to 1570 code for a protein of 415 amino acids. NCBI's taxonomy places the organism in Eukaryota, Fungi, Ascomycota, Eurotiomycetes, Eurotiales, Aspergillaceae. The transcript is spliced from 3 exons.